Messenger RNA from Lodderomyces oxycetoniae, 972 nucleotides. It is a transcript of the gene CCW14, whose product is annotated as Ccw14p. The transcript has a single exon. The coding region runs from base 1 to 972 and encodes 323 amino acids. NCBI's taxonomy places the organism in Eukaryota, Fungi, Ascomycota, Pichiomycetes, Serinales, Debaryomycetaceae. The record is from RefSeq and is a predicted model, not a curated record.
AUGAUUGAGCUACUAUUAGUGGUGCUUACUCUUCUUAGUAUAAGUAGUAGUACGCCUCCAGCAUGUUUCUUAAGCUGUGUAGCGGAAGUUACUCGCAAAUGUCCGUCAAAUUUAAAAGAUAUAUCUUCUGUUUGCAAAAAUGAAGAUGCUUUAGUUGGAUGUUUAGUUGAUAUAUGUCCAUUUGGAACCUUUCAAAGUGCUCGGGAUCAUUUCAUUGGCACUUGUUUAGAACAUGGAAAACCAUCAGUGACCAAUCCUUAUCCACCACCUGCUAUUUGGCCACCUCCCGGCUACGAAGAAAAUAUGCCCAGUAUAAACAAACCAAGACCAUAUCCAUAUUCCAAAAAGAAACAAGAAACACCACCUGUAAAAUUGAUAGAUCCUCAUCAGGGGAAAGGAGGAGGAGGAGGAGGAGGAGGAGGAGGAAAAAAAGGAUCCAUCAAUGACGGUUAUAACCCUAAUCGUCCAUGUGAAUGGGAGGAAAUGGAUUCCCUAGACAAAAAUGGCAAUUUCAUCAUAAUCAGACGGCCAAUCAAUGUCCCCCCAGAAUUUCGAAACCCGGCUAAUGUUGGUAAUACAAGACGUGUUUUCAUUCAAAAUCCAGUAAACUACUUGCCUAAUAGUGAACAACAGAAUGAAAACCAAAACGGACCAAUUCAACGAGUAAAGAAAAUACCCGCUUCUAAAUUGAAAAAUCAAAAAAAGAAAAGGCCAUUAAUCGAUUAUGAUAAUGAUCUGUUCCACGUUAAUGCCGCGUCUCAGCCAGCUUUGUCCGAAAACUCCGCUAACAAUAACAAUAAUGAUCCAUCUGGUUCAUUCGCUCGUCAUAAUGAGAACAAGAUGAACGAACCAGUGCCUUCAUUUGAAGCUGCCAUUUCUAGGAAGCGGAAACUUAAACUAGGCGGAAGCUUUAAUGUCAGAAAAGCCAAGCCCAAGUACCACAAGAUCUAUCGUAAAAAAUCAAGCUCAUAA